Epithele typhae is the source of this 1998-nucleotide messenger RNA. RefSeq names its product prolyl-tRNA synthetase. Gene Ontology annotation, biological process: prolyl-tRNA aminoacylation. The coding region runs from base 1 to 1998 and encodes 665 amino acids. Gene Ontology annotation, cellular component: cytoplasm; aminoacyl-tRNA synthetase multienzyme complex. The record is from RefSeq and is a predicted model, not a curated record. Gene Ontology annotation, molecular function: ATP binding; aminoacyl-tRNA deacylase activity; proline-tRNA ligase activity. The transcript is spliced from 9 exons. NCBI's taxonomy places the organism in Eukaryota, Fungi, Basidiomycota, Agaricomycetes, Polyporales, Epitheliaceae.
AUGUCGCUCGACUCUGCUGUCGACGCUCUUGCAAAGCUUUCCAUAUCUCCCCCAGCCAAGACAACCCACGCCGCCGCGCCCUCUCCCGCCGCAUGGCGCGAGGCUCUCGAAGCGUCCGCCGACGCCCCCAAGGGCUUUGAACUCGUCAAGUUCCUCGUGUACAAGCCAAAGACCGCGAAGACCGCAACUCCUGUUCCUGUCGUCGUCAUUGCUCGAGAAGCAACAGAAGUUCCUUCCGGCACCCUUGGCAAAGUUCUCAACCUCAAGGAGCUGCGUCUCGCAUCCGAGGAUCUGCUGAAGGAGUUCUUUAACCUCGACAAAAACUCCCUGUCCCCCCUCGUACUCACCUCGCAAACGUACUCAAAGAUUACCACUGUCAUUGACGAAUCAAUCGCGAGCUCAACAUCUCCAUUCGCGCUUCGCGGCCUCUCCUCCGGCACCACUGUCUUCCUCUCCGGCAAGGACCUCUACGCCUUUAAGACCGCAAAGGAGGAAGCAAAGAUCGAGGGUGCGAUCCAGAUCGCCAUUGGCGUGAAGAAAGAGGUCGACUUCCCCACGUGGUAUACGAACGUCCUCAUAAAGGCGGAUAUGCUCGAAUACUACAACGUCAGUGGAUGCUACAUCCUGAGACCAUGGUCCUAUAGCAUCUGGGAGUCCAUCCAGGAUUGGUUUAACAGCCAGAUCCGUGAGAUGGGCGUUCAGAACGCAUACUUUCCCAUGUUCGUCUCUUCAAAAGUAUUGGAGAAGGAGAAGGAUCACGUUGAAGGCUUCUCUCCUGAGGUUGCAUGGGUCACACGAGCAGGGAAGACCGACCUCGAGGAGCCUAUUGCUAUCCGCCCAACCUCUGAGACCGUCAUGUACCCUUACUACGCGAAAUGGAUCCAGAGCCACCGUGAUCUACCCUUGAAGCUCAACCAGUGGAAUAGUGUUGUCCGUUGGGAGUUCAAGAACCCGCAACCCUUCCUGCGUACGCGCGAGUUCCUCUGGCAAGAAGGCCACACCGCCUUCCUCACCAAGCCCGAAGCCGACAAGGAGGAGCUGCUCGCGGUGCCCGUCAUUCCCGGCGUCAAGUCCGAGAAGGAGAAGUUCGCGGGCGGACUGUACACGACUACCGUCGAGGGCUUUGUGCCCACGACCGGGCGCGGCAUCCAGGGCGCAACGUCGCACUGUCUCGGCCAGAACUUCUCCAAGAUGUUCAACAUCUUCGUCGAGGACCCGACAGACCCGACGAACCAGGCGAAAGUGCACGUCUGGCAAAACUCGUGGGGUCUCUCCACGCGCACGAUCGGCGUCAUGGUCAUGACCCAUGGCGACAACCAGGGCCUCGUCCUCCCCCCGCGCGUCGCGUCCGUGCAGGUCGCGAUCGUCCCCUGCGGGCUCACCGCGAAGACGACGGACGAGCAGCGCCAGACCGUCAACGACGCGUGCGCGGACCUCGCCGCCACCCUCAAGAAGGCCGGCAUCCGCGCGCGGGCCGACCUCCGCGACGGAUACACCCCCGGCUACAAGUUCAACGACUGGGAGCAGAAGGGAGUCCCCCUCCGCCUCGAGAUCGGCCCGGCGGAUCUCGCGAAGCAGCAGACUCUCUCCGCCCGGCGCGACACGGGCGCGAAGGCUCCCCUCCAGCUCGCGGACAUCACGACCGCCGUGUCGGGCCUGCUCGAGACCAUCCAGGCGGACAUGUUCGCGCGCGCGCAGAAAGCGUACUUCGAGUGCCUGAAGACGAUCACCCGCUGGGAGGACGUCGUGCCGACGCUGGACGACAAGUGCGUCGUCGUCAUGCCCUGGUGCGAGACCGAGGCGUGCGAGGACGACAUCAAGGAGUGCAGUGCCCAGGCGUCGGAGCCCACGGACGAGCGUGCCCCGUCGGCAGGUGCCAAAUCGCUCUGCAUCCCCUUCGACCAGUCCCGCUGGCCCAAGAUUGAGCCGGGCGUGACCAAGUGCGUCGGGUGCGGCAAGGACGCGAAGCGAUGGACGAUGUUCGGCCGCUCGUACUAG